Messenger RNA from Apus apus (common swift), 336 nucleotides. Its product is annotated as loricrin-like. The record is from RefSeq and is a predicted model, not a curated record. Bases 1 to 336 code for a protein of 111 amino acids. The transcript has a single exon. Lineage: Eukaryota; Metazoa; Chordata; Aves; Apodiformes; Apodidae.
AUGUGCUCCCGCCAGGACAAGGACCAUUGUCACCACCAGCAACAAUUCACCCGCCAGAGCAGCAGCAGUGGCUGCCACAGCUCCGGUGGUGGUGGCUGCCACAGCUCCAGUGGAGGUGGCUGCCACAGCUCUGGUGGUAGCAGCGGUGGUGGCUGUCACAGCAGCAGAAGUGGAGGUGGCUGUCACAGCUCUGGUGGCAGCAGUGGCUGCCACAGCUCCAGUGGUGGUGGCUGCCACAGCAGCGGUGGCUCCGGCUGCCACGGGAAGCCCCAGAUGCAGAGCCAGCAGCAGCAGCAGCAGCAGAUCCAGCAGCUGCCCCAGCAGAAGAUGAAGUGA